GAUCCAGAAAGUUGUAUUUUCAGAAAUGUAAACACGCUUCAAGCACGUUGGGAAAGCGUCUGCUGUCACAAGUUUGAGCUGAAUCGAUUUAUUAGACCACGAAGGACUGCUCUAUGAAUUAUUCCAGCAUGAAAAGUCUCCAAUUGCUGUAUUGACAUGGACCGUUACUGGAAGGAACCCAUAAAUGGCACAACUGCAUUUUUCUCUGAGGAAAGCUUUACCCGAGUAUUAGGAAGUGUAUCCCUUCAAGAAAGACUAGCAAUCAAGUUUAAUGAAAUUCGGGGUGAUGUGCAAUCCCUUCCAGGUACCUCACAAUACCAGGCACAUGCAUCCAACACUGAUGCGACACCAACACAGGGGCCAAACAGGAAGGACCCUGGGGAUGAGGCUAAGAAAAAACAAGCACCUGCUUUGAAGAAGGAUGCAAUCAGUCAACCAGGACAAACGACAAAGAAUCCCAAAGCUCGCAAAUCCUCACUGAGUUGUAAGGAGCAGCGACGUUACCUGGAGCUGUUCCAGAAGUACCUGGUGUCGUACCGACCACAACAACCCACUCAGGCAGAGAUCAAGGAACUCACAGAGUUUGAGGCUCUCCAGCAUAGAGUAAACAGUGAACAGGCUGACUUCCUCAAGUACACCGAGCUCGUGGCCAACAGCAGAUACUUUGAAUAUGGCCACCUAGUGCCUGCAGCAAGGAAGUAUGUGGAUGAGAAGCUGAAUCAGCAGUGGCGACGUGUCGACCAGUAUGCCAGGUACUACGUCCCCCACAAGACCAUACAACUCUCUGUCCCCAGCAGUGCAGACUAUGCCCCCACACUGGAGCAUCAGAAACUGCUGCUGGAACUGGGUAGUUUCCCCAAGAUCUUCCUGCCUGACAUGAGCCGUGCACAGAUUGAACUGCCAGUGCUGUAUGACAAGAUCAACAAGCGGUUCCCUAGUACUGGCAGAAAGACCAGGAACAGCCAGGCAUGGAACCAUGAGGUAUGCAGCAGAGACAUCAAUGCCGAGAUUCUGGCAGAACGUCAUGGCUGUCAGCUCGUCACAUGUUCCGCAUCUCUCAAGUGUCUUGUUGACAACCACGCCCCCAAGUUUGACCGGGACUGGGAAAUCCCUGUAGUCAUCAAGCAGUAUGAACAUGACUACGGAGACAUUAGCACCAAGCAAAGAGUUGUCUACAUUGAUAAACCCUUUGCGCCUAAGGUGAUGACUAGUAGAGAAAAGAACACAAUGUAUCACAAGUACGCACUGAAGACAUUCAUCAGCCAUCCAGGCCUUCCUAAGGGGCAGCGUCUUGCCACACACAACACUCCUGCAACCUCAGCGAAGGAAGACAAGCACAGUAGGCCUAAAUCAGCAAACCCUUUUGAUGAGGAUGUGAACAUGGAAGACUUAGAAACAUUCGGUUCUUUUGACUUCAGCAAACCUGCCAAGACAGUGGAGAUGAAGAAUCAGGAAGGUUUGGUAGAUCUGGAAUCAUUUGGAAUUAUAACUGGAAAGAGACGUAAAUCUGAAACCAAGAUGGACAACCGUGAAACGAGUGAUAAAUCAAAAAUAGACAUAUCCAAACCUUUGGAUGGUAGAAAUGAUUCCAAAAUCAAUGCUUGUGAGCAGAUGAGCAAGAUAGGAAGUGAUAAGGAGGACUUUAGUGGAAGUAAAUCAGUUUCCUCAUCUGCCAGACCAUCUGAUGGUGGUUCUGAGACCAAGCAAACUGAUACUCCCAAACUUGACACCAGUGAUGCCUCAAAAGUGCCAAAGAAAGUAACAAGUGUACCUAAAGUUCCAAAAUUCAGUUCCUCUGGUGGAGAUACAUCGCAAGAGGAUUCGUUAGUGAUUGACCUCCCAGAAUCACCCAGUCCAUCUCCCCGCACAACAAGGUCAACAAGGUCACAGGCAAAGAAGAAAGAAUCAGAAAGUUCUGAGUCUAAGUCCUGCCCUGAAGUUGUUGCUGUGGCAGUGAGAAGUAGCCCUAGAUUGACCAGGCAGACAGAUGUGGGGAAGGAUCUGAUCUCAGACAGCACCGAUGAUGAGAGCGGACUCAUUAUUGACUUUGGAGAUGAAAAUGAAUCAGAAAAUGAGUCAACCAAGAGAAAGACCAGAUCACAAGGUCGGUCUGUGGAGUCAAAUGAGUUUCCAGUUCCAAAACGGAUUCUCAGAAAACGAAAAACUGAACAGAUGAGAACAUCUGUCGAGUCCGAGUCAGAUAAUAGCCCUGACAGACAUUCAUCUCGAGUCACAAGGUCAAGGUCAAAUUCAGAAUCCAAGGCCUGUGACGAUCCUGACAGUGUAGAAGCUGUUAAAGAGAAGGUCACGAAGACCUUGUCAGUUACUGCACCUGAUGACAGUGGUAAAGAUGGGUGCAAGGAACCAGCAAAAACUUCCAGUUUGGUGACUGAAGUUAGUCCCUCUAAAGUGGACACGAUUAUGAUGAAAACUUCCACUGAUGACCUCAGUCAGUUGCCUGCGACAAAAGAAGGCAAAGACAUGCCCCCUUCUGCCAAGAGGCCAGGGAGAAGAAAAACCAUGACAACAGCAGGAGUGUCACCACUGGACUCCAUCCUUCAGAUGCAGGAAAAGAUGUUGCCAACAGCAACCCGAGGCCAGGCUGGUUCAUCAGGACAAGACACAGAGGAGAACCUGUCCCAGUUUCGACAGCCCGAGGAACACAACACGUCUUACAAUCUAUGGAAUUUCUCCGGACUCAGCUUGCUUGUUCGAAAUUCAUGCCAUGGAAUCCUGAAGGGGCUCACCCAGAAGACCCAGCCGGUGCUGAUUGUCCCCAAGCUGGAGUACCAGGUGAAGUUCGGAGUGGAGCAGGUGACAAUCAGCGAGGUCUCCCGGGACUGGAUCUCCUGCUACACCAAACCCAGCACCAAGCUGGUUCGAGGUCGAAUUAAUGCAUUUACAUCAGAGCUGGUGAAGAUUGAUGAACUGGAGCUCAACUCAAUCGUCAAUCCGUCCCUGCCUUUCGUACCAAGCAACGCACUUGCCUCUUUACACAGUCUUUUCCUCAAUCUCACAGAGCUUCCUGUAGGUCAGUAUCUGCUGCGUCAUUCAAAGGGAGACAACUCCUGUCAGCUUCAGAAGCAGACAGAUAACAAACGGGGAUCGUAUGACCUCAAAUUCAGCUAUAUGGGUUUCGGACAGAGUGUUGCCCAGAAGACCGAGUCAAGUGUUCCAUGGAUCCCCAUCGACCCCACAGUGCUGCUCCCUGCUCACCGGAAAAGGGGGCGGAUCCCCUGCACAUUUGAGCCAUCAGAUUACAUCCCACAAAAACAGAGGAAGAUGAUGAACACCAAGAAUAAGAAGAACAAGAAAGGCCAGAAGAAAAAAAAGUCAAAGGGGAAGCAAGCUCUUCAGAAAAGAUGAAAUCGCUAUGUGGGAUUUUUGCUCGGUCAUUAUACAUGAUUUAUCGUCUCCUGAACAUGAUGUUCGUUGUGAGAUUUGUUGUGAGAAACAUUUCCUCUCAUGAUCAAGGCUGGGUGAAUGUAUGGUGCAGUUGUAUAAUGUGCUCACGGGCAGAGUUGUGUCCCUUUGACCUGCCAGAAACCUAGGAACGUGGGUUCAAACCUGGGAUUUGCCCUGAUGAUGUUUAUGGGUUUGUCAGUGCCCUGUACCUGCUGGUGGUCUCAUAGAAGUAGUGAACACUUAGACAUGUAUCAUGUCAGGCUUUCCUCCAGCAAUACACUGUGAUAUAACUGAAAUACUGUUGAAACAGCAUUAAACCAAACUCCCUUACUCAUAAUUACUUGUGUAACCAUUAAUUUAUUACAUUACAGUUGAAUAUUGUUAAUGAAAAUCGAACAUUUUGUACACCACAUACCUAUUAAAGAAAAUGACACAAGUGUUUUGUAUCUUAUGUUUGUGAAAUAUACACUUGUUAUUUUGUCUAAGCUAAUAAACUGAUAUUUGUA
Molecule: messenger RNA, 3911 nt
Organism: Haliotis rubra (blacklip abalone)
Lineage: Eukaryota; Metazoa; Mollusca; Gastropoda; Lepetellida; Haliotidae
Product: little elongation complex subunit 2-like
Biological process (GO): snRNA transcription by RNA polymerase II; snRNA transcription by RNA polymerase III; positive regulation of transcription by RNA polymerase III
Cellular component (GO): transcription elongation factor complex
Source: RefSeq, a predicted model, not a curated record